Messenger RNA from Moneuplotes crassus, 1880 nucleotides. Lineage: Eukaryota; Ciliophora; Spirotrichea; Euplotida; Euplotidae. The record is from the annotation of a GenBank genome assembly.
AUGGAGCCUCAAAAGCAAAAGUAUGCUCAAAUUGCAGAUCGGAAGAAUUUAUUAUCCGAGACACCUAGCUUUAAGGAGGUUGAGAGGUUUGUAGAUCCUACCCAGAAUCAAUUGAAUCACCUUAAUCCUACCAGAAAAGCACUGGCUAAUGUUGUGAAUCAUUAUCAGAGCCCCAAGAAAUCUUCUAUACAAUUAUAGAUCACACAAAAACUCUGAAGCAAGAAAACAUCGUAAUCAACCCAUUCAAGAUCAGCGACACUAAAUCUAUUUCCAAAAAGAAAGAAAACCGGCGCUACCUCGACACCUCUGAAGAAGAUUUUGACCUAGGUAGUAGGAACAGCUCUCUCAUUUCCGAUCAUCCAGACAUCAACGAGGCAAAAUUAUCGGAUUGUAAAUCCCUAUAUACUUCAGAUGCCCAGCCCUGCUUCCCAGAACCAUCUUUUUCCACAGACUUGGGGACCCCUUUGACAUCCCAAACUCUUGGGGUCCGGCCUUAUCUUUCAGGCUCAGCCCUCAAGUCCCAUAAAGCUAGUAGCGAUCAGGACAUAAUUGGAGUUUGUAAAAUAGCUAAAACUAGAAACAGAUCGUUUAAGAGCAAAAACACAGUAAUUCUUUUUUUAAUAUCACAGGGAUCCAUUCAAAAUAAAUCUGUACAUAUACUCAAAAAGGGCACGCAAAUUACACACCAAAACACUCUCCAAACCUACCUCAAAUACAGCAAGAAAAAACUUAAAUAAACCAAAGAUCAAGAAGCUUAAACCCGAAUUUUCAAAAAAGCUUUCAAAACGGGAUACAUCACGAGAAAAAAUGUUGAAAGAUAAGAUUCCAAGAGAUAUAACUCCAAGAGAUAUAACUCCAAGAAAUAUAACUCCAAGGAAUAAACUUUCAAGAAAUAAACUUUCAAGAAAUAGAACUCCAAGAUAUAAAACUCCAAAAACUAAAACUCCAAAAACUAAAACUCCAAGGACUAAAACUCUAAAAAGUAAUACUUCAAAAGAGAAAACUUCAAAAGAGAAAAUUUUAAAAAUAAAACUCAAAGAGAGAAAACUACAAAACAAAACCUUAAGCCUCAAAAGUACCAGAAAAACACCAAGAGAAAUCAUAAAACUUCGCCCUAAAAACUCCGCAAAAAAUUCUACCAAAAAGUACAAAAUCCUUGACCAGAAGCUCUUCAAACCUCGGGGGAGCACCCCUCAAAGCUUACACCAUACAAAACUCUCAAAAACCUUAUAAAAAGCCAAAAUCCUUCUCAAACUUCAAGAUCUGCUUCUAAACCUCAGAGCCAGCCGAUUGCUCCAAAACUACUCAAAUCAGCUCUUAUGAUCCCAAAGAGAUGCUUAAAACCGGCUUUUAAAAUCCCAAAAGCUAGGCCAAAGACUACUCAGAAGGAAUAUAGACCUUCCAUUCGUACAAAAUCAGAGGAGGGUAAUGAUAGAGAAAGAGUGGAAACUGAGCCUAGUGUAGAUAAAAAUAGCAUUAUGGGUCAUAGUGUUGACGUAGCAAGGUCGAAGCAUCAGAUACAUGCGCCUAAUGCAUCCAAAUCUGCUUAUCAGAGCUACAUCACUUAUAAUCCUCAGAAAUACUCGAAAAUAUCUUCUCAUUCAGUUAAAAAUAAACAAGCUGAGCGGAAAAGAUUAAAAAUAUACAGAAUGAGAGCCAAGGAUCUGGUAAAAUAUCCUCAAGAAAUAAAGGUCCAUAAAAUGCCCAAAACACUAAACUCAAUAAACCCAAAUUCAGCCCACCCCAGGACCUCCCGCACCGAAGAACCCUCUCAAGCCUCCAAAUGAGCCACCUUCGAAAGCCCAGUCAGAAAACCCUCUCCACUAGUCCCAGUCAUGACUCCAAAUUUUCCACACAAAAAUGGUCAGACCUAAUCCCCC